Carya illinoinensis is the source of this 1974-nucleotide messenger RNA. Its product is annotated as protein NRT1/ PTR FAMILY 5.10-like. Gene Ontology annotation, cellular component: membrane. Bases 144 to 1922 code for a protein of 592 amino acids. NCBI's taxonomy places the organism in Eukaryota, Viridiplantae, Streptophyta, Magnoliopsida, Fagales, Juglandaceae. The transcript is spliced from 4 exons. The record is from RefSeq and is a predicted model, not a curated record. Gene Ontology annotation, biological process: transmembrane transport; dipeptide transport. Gene Ontology annotation, molecular function: tripeptide transmembrane transporter activity; dipeptide transmembrane transporter activity.
CCAUUCAUUUUAUCAAAAAAAAAAAAAAAAACGUACCAUUCAUAGAAAGGAAAUCAUGUAAACCAGUGCGCAUCUCCAUAGCGACAUACAAUUCAAGCAACGGAUAGAAAAGUGAAAUUCAUUGGCUACGAGUAAUUAUAGAGAUGGCCAUCUCUCCCCUCUCCAACUCAGACUCUCUGCAUGCCCAUACUCCGCUUGUGCAAAGCACCGUCGACUUCGCCGUCGACUACCAUGGCAAUCCCGCCCUUAAAGCCUGCUCCGGUGGUUGGAGGUCCGCAUACUUCCUCAUCGGUGUGGAAGUCGCGGAGAGGUUUGCGUAUUUUGGGAUAAGUUGUAACCUUAUAACCUAUUUGACGGGGCCACUAGGCCAGUCCACUGCCACUGCGGCCGAGAACGUGAACGCGUGGUCAGGCACGGCGCAGCUGCUCCCUUUACUGGGUGCAUUUUUGGCCGAUUCUAUUCUGGGGCGCUACCGCACCAUUAUUAUUGCUUCGGUCAUCUACAUCUUGGGGCUAGGCUUGUUGACUCUGUCAGCUGGGUUGGUUAGUACAGAAAGUCAUGGAAGAGGCAGGCCUAUGCUUCCUUCUCUCAGCAAUUCAGAUUACACAGACCCAACCAAAAGAAUGUCAUCUUCUCCUCAGCUUUUAGAGAUAUUAUUCUUGUUCUCUCUAUAUCUAGUAGCUGUUGGGCAAGGAGGACAGAAGCCCUGCGUUCAGGCAUUUGGAGCUGAUCAGUUCGAUGGAGCAGAUCCGAAGGAGUCCAAAGCCAAAAGCUCAUUCUUUAAUUGGUGGUUUUUCGCUGUAUGUUCGGGUGCCGUUUUAACAGUUUUAGUCUCGAGUUACAUACAAGACAACCUUAGCUGGAGUCUUGGAUUCGGAGCCCUGUGCAUUAUCAUGAUCGCUGGACUGUGUCUCUUCUUGUUUGGAACCAGGACUUAUCGGUACAGUGUAAGAAGGGAAGAAAAAAGCCCAUUUCUGAGAAUUGGCGGGGUCUUUGUUACUGCACUUAUAAAUUGGCGGAAGACCUCCCUGCCAAUAGCUAUUGAUCAAGAGGAAGCUCACGGAACCUUGCAGCAUCAUAGCUCUCAAAAAUUCAGGUUCCUCAACAAAGCCUUGCUGUUCCGAGCUGGUUUGGAAGGCGGUGGUGGAAAGGUUUAUACCGUGCAUGAUGUUGAAGAAGCAAAGGCAGCUCUUAGUCUUAUUCCUAUAUGGGGAACGAGCUUGGUGUAUGCUAUUGUAUAUGCGCAGUGCUCAACUUUCUUUACCAAGCAAGGGGCUACUAUGGACAGAACAAUAUUUCCUGGUUUUGAGAUGCCAGCGGCUUCACUACAAUCCUUAAUCGGCUUGGCCAUUGUACUUAUUAUUCCCAUAUAUGACCGCAUUUUUGUUCCAGUAGCAAGAAAUUUCACCAGGAAACCCUCUGGCAUCACGAUGCUGCAGAGAAUUGGAACUGGGAUGCUUUUAUCUGUUAUUUGCAUGGUAGUUGCUGCUCUGGUUGAAAAGAAAAGGCUUGAAACUGCUCGAGAGUAUGGGCUGGUCGAUAUGCCAAACGUGACUAUACCGAUGGGUAUAUUGUGGUUGGUUCCUCAGUACGUGUUGUCUGGAAUUGCUGAUGUAUUCGCCUUGGUUGGUCUGCAAGAGUUCUUCUAUGAUCAGGUCCCAAUUGAAUUGAGGAGUGUCGGUGUGGCCCUCUACCUCAGUAUUCUUGGCGUGGGCAGCUUUUUAAGCAGCUUUCUUGUCUCUGUCAUUGAGGCAGCAACUGGCGGCAUUGAUGGCCAAGCUAGUUGGUUCGCUGAUAAUCUUAACAAGGCGCAUCUCGAUUACUUUUAUUGGUUACUCGCUGGACUCAGUGCAGCUGCAUUUACUGCCUUUCUGUUUUUUUCAAAAUCUUACAUUUACGUUGGGUCUAGCAGCAGAAUGUAAAGUGCAAUUAUUAUUCUUAUCAUAAUGAUUAUUAUUAUUAUUAUUGGUGUAA